Messenger RNA from Colossoma macropomum (tambaqui), 2112 nucleotides. RefSeq names its product cytosolic phospholipase A2 gamma-like. Bases 48 to 1709 code for a protein of 553 amino acids. Gene Ontology annotation, cellular component: nucleoplasm; cytosol; nuclear envelope. The record is from RefSeq and is a predicted model, not a curated record. The transcript has 14 exons. Gene Ontology annotation, molecular function: calcium ion binding; calcium-dependent phospholipid binding. Gene Ontology annotation, biological process: glycerophospholipid catabolic process. Lineage: Eukaryota; Metazoa; Chordata; Actinopteri; Characiformes; Serrasalmidae.
CACUGUUUGACGUUUUCUCAAGCACUUCAGCAUCUACAACUGCAGAAAUGGACCAGAAAACAAAUACUAAAAGCUGGGAGGUGAGAAUUGGUCACUCUCUGAGUGAAGCUGAGAGGCAGCAUUUGGCCAGAAGAAGACAGACUGUUCUACAGUGUCUGAAGCAGCUUGGAAUAUCCUGCAGUGAGGAUGAGGUACCUAACAUCGCAGUGUUGGGCUCUGGUGGGGCUUUGAGAGCCAUGGUUGGACUGCUGGGAUCACUGUGUCAGCUGAAAGAAGAUGGACUGCUGGACUGCAUCAUGUACCUGUGUGGAGUUUCAGGAUCUACCUGGUGCAUGACAUCACUAUACAACAAACCAAACUGGUCCACCAAACUGAAGACUAUAAAAGAUGACAUUGUCCAAAGGCUUGCUGAAGGCACAGUCAGUCAGUCACAGAUGGGUCAAAAACUGGUGAAAUACUAUUCAGAAAAAGAGAACUUCAGCCUGACAGAUGUGUGGGCAGCACUGAUUGUGUCUAAUAUGGUGAAAGAGAUUGAUGAACACAAACUCACAGAGCAGAGGGGUAAAUACACCAAUGAACCGUAUCCCAUUUACACUGUGAUUGACAAGCAGAGUAAAUAUGACAAACUGAAUGCAGAUGUCUGGUUUGAGAUCACUCCAGAUGAGUCAGGUUAUUCUCUCUCUGGAGUCUUUGUGGAUUCCUCCUGUUUGGGAAGUCAGUUUGAGAAUGGAAAGGAAGUUAAGAAGCAGCCUGAGAUUGACAUGCUGUACCUACAAGGCCUGUGUGGCAGUGCCAUCGCAGAUAAGCAGGAGAUAUGUAAGCAGAUCUAUGAGGCACUGAAACGCGUGGUGACAAAAAAAAUAAAAAGCACCCAAGCAGAAUAUGCAUCAGUGCCAGAUGUGCCGGAUGCUGAGCAGGCGCUCUUGGCAUUUGUGGAUCUAAACCUCAGCGUGUUAAAAAAGGAGGAUGCUACAGUUCACUUCCAAACCAUGCAGUACCUACUGAAAGAUGAAGAUGAAACACAACUGAGACCAGAAAAGGCAUCAUUCUCCAUGUCACUGUUAAAAGAUUACACUCUGCAAGCAUACAGCUCUAUCGCUGACAUGUUUAAGAAGCAGGAUAAUGAAGACAGAAUUUGGACUGUCAUUCUGAAAUCCAUGAAGAAAACUGCAGACUGGAUCUGGGGAACAACUUACGACUACCUCUACAGAAUGGAAGUGGAACAUGUCCACGCCAGUGUCCUUCACUCAAAGACAAGAGAAUAUGAAGAUGCUGGACUGUUACUCAACUCACCCUAUUUCUCAGUGCUGAGAAAAGAACGAGACAUCGACCUCAUCAUUUCCCUUGACUACAGUUCAGGAAAUCCCUUUGAGACGGUGGUUCAGACUGCUAAAAGAUGUGAAGACCUUCAGAUUCCUUUCCCUAAAGUUGUUCCACCUCCUGAAAAUACUAUACCACAGGACUUCUAUGUGUUCAAGGGUUCAGGCAAUGCUCCAACUGUGAUUCACAUGCCGCUUUUCAAUGCUAUGAACUGCAGAGGAGAAGUUGAGAAGUGGAAGAAAACAUAUUCCACUUAUCAAAUGAGCUACAGUCGUGAAAUGAUCACAGAUCUUCUGAAGAAAUCUGGAGUAAACAUCAAAAACAACAAGGAGAAACUGCUCAAUGAGAUUAAAAAUGUCAUUAAGGAGAAAAAAACUUCCAAGAAGUAAAACACAUCAAAAAAUGUAAAUGUGACAAAUUGCCCCCUCAGAAUUAUAAGGUUUUAUCUGUGAUCUAAACAGUUUUGAAAUGUUGAGCUUCAAAGAUUUUGCAUUACAAAUAGAAAAACUGAUAUGUGUAACAAGUCUGUGUCAUACAUGGAAAUAACAGACACCCUAAAUAUAUUCUAAAUGUACAAUAUCAUAAUCCUACUUCUCGAACAGGUGAAAUGAGGAUAGAACCUUCUAAUCCUGAGAGCUCACUUUCUGCUUGGAAUUAUAAGGACUAUCUGGCAAAACAUGAAAGGAAGCAAUGAGGAAAACAAGCAGGUUACUCAUCAUUUGUUUAAAAUCUGUUUAAAUUUUAUGACAUUUAUUUCUAUAAUUUAUUUUUCAUGACAUGUAUUUCUUGUUG